This is a messenger RNA of Dicentrarchus labrax (European seabass), 5621 nucleotides long. Its product is annotated as latent-transforming growth factor beta-binding protein 1. Gene Ontology annotation, molecular function: calcium ion binding. Bases 46 to 723 code for a protein of 225 amino acids. NCBI's taxonomy places the organism in Eukaryota, Metazoa, Chordata, Actinopteri, Moronidae. The transcript has 4 exons. The record is from RefSeq and is a predicted model, not a curated record.
CUUCCACGUACCAUGGUGCAAAACACAAUACUGUGUUAGUUAGUAAUGCUGUUUGUGUUUGCAGAGCAACAUGAGGCUGAGCAGAUAGACUACCAUAUCUGCUGGCAGAAGGUGACAGAAACCAUGACGUGCACACGGCCGCUUGGUCCAAACUGGAAGGUCACAUACACAGAGUGCUGCUGUCUGCACGGAGAGGCCUGGGGCAUGGACUGUGCCCUGUGUCCCCCUAGAAACUCCGAGGAUUAUGCGUCCAUGUGUAACCGUCCUCUGGGUGACGGGCGCCGGACGUACGGUCAUGACGCUCUUGUUGCCGGCCCAGUCCAUGAACAUGAAGUGAGCCCUGACUAUUCACUAUCACCUGAGCAGCAGGCUGUCCUGCCUUUUUAUGAGAAAGAGGAGCAUCCAUACAAAGCAUUUGAGGGUUUGCAAGCAGAGGAGUGUGGGAUACUCAACGGCUGUGAAAAUGGUCGGUGUGUCCGGGUUCAGGAGGGUUACACCUGCGACUGCUUUGAUGGAUACACCCUGAACCUGUCCCGCAUGGCCUGCAUUGAUGUGAACGAGUGUUCAGAACUAAACAAUCGGAUGUCGUUAUGUAAAAAUGCAAAGUGCAUUAACACAGUGGGCUCCUAUCAUUGUGUGUGUCUGCCAGGCUUCACUGCCUCUGACAAACCCAACUACUGUGUGGAGGCAGCAAUACACCAAACAUCAGCACACACACAGUGAGCAUGGAUGGACAGUAGGGGGCCACAAGAGAAACUAAAACCACACGCACAAGCUUGUAUUACUAUACUUGUGAGGACGUCCACUGACUACAUUCAGUCAUUUGCAAAUCCUCAGCAGUAACCUUAAAGUUGAACUCUGGUUUGGUUAAAUUGUCCAGCAGCACUCCCAAAACACAGCUGAUCACCAGCAGUGACUUGGAGGAAUGGUAGAGAUAUUGGGGUCAUAUAACAAAAUCACAGAGUGUACCAUUAAACUGUUAAAAUCUAUUAAUAAUCUUUGCCCAAAAUCUUAAUUAAACCUCCAGUUUUAUACCCCUAAAUUUUGUUUUUGAAUUCACCAAAUUGUUAUUCUAAUCUUACUCCAUAAUUUAAAAUCCAGAUCUGCUGUUUACCAAGUGUCAUUAUUUUACUCACUUCCUGCAUUUCCUGUUCUACAACACUGUGGAUUUUUACAGUGCUUCUGUUGUAAAAUAUUCGUUAUAUUUUCUUAAUUUUCCAAUGUUGGCAUUUUAAAAUCCUUCCUAAAUAUUAUAAAGUACUCCUACUGUUAAGGCCCUGUAAAAAGCUUAAAAGUAUAAUUUCUUUAUUCAUUUUUACCAACUAGACGGUUAACACUGUAACCUACUCUGGUUUAUUUGGUUAAAGCAAUAGUUCAACAAUAGUUUGGCCUAUUGUAUGCUUAGUUGUAGUCUUUGCAGUUAGAUGGAAGAUUUUCUGUCUGUGCUUUAUGAAUGGAGCUAGAGGCAGGAAGGGAUUAGGUUGGCAUAGACUGCAAACAACUUCCAGUCUUUAUGCUCAGCUGUACUUACACAGAAAAUGAGAGUGCUAUCAAUCUACCUAUCUCACUCUUGGAAAGUGACUAACUGUAUUUUUCCACAAUGUUUAGGUUUAGCUUGAAUGAGCAGUAGUUGGCAGAAAAUGGGUCAUAAAUAUUUAUUAAAAAGUCAGUUUGGAGAACAAAAUGCACAAACCAAAAGAAAAAGAAAGUUAAAUCAUGACUCCCCUCUUUGCUGUUCUUUGUCCAGCUGUAACAAACAUUCACACUCCUGUAUGUUGUGUUUCUGUAUUGCUGAAUCAGAAUGGGGCUAGUAGCAGUUAGUGAAUGUUAAUGAGUUAAUCAUGAAGCCAAAAACCUGCAAAUACGCUGUGUUUUUUUGUUUUGAACCUUCAACCUUACUAUCACAUAGCACUGCAAAUAUAGUUGCAAGGAGUCAUUAUUAGUGUUAAAUGUGAGCAUUCAGUAUCCCUUAUAUAACACACUUUACUCUAAAGUUACCAUUGCAUUGAGAAUUUUGACACUUAUGAAUCAUAAUUUUCACAGAAAGACUCCAAGGUGGUGCCCAUUAAUUUCAGUGAAAAUUGCAUGAACUUAAGAACUGCUUUUCUUGGCUCUGGGAAUGUUUUACAAAUAUAAUAGUAAUAAUAAUAUCAAUGUAAAACCUUCUUGAAUUAGAAUUGUUUUGGGCAUUUUUUUGUCAUUUUGAAACUGCAAAAGAAAGUUGAGAUUUUUUUUUUGAAGGCAAAUGUUUUUUGUAAGAAUAAAAUUGCUAGUAGUUUGGUGACAUAUGGCUAAACAUUUUGCGCAGGAUACUGUUACGAAUGGUUAAGCUUGCGGGAAAAUUACUGGUCAAAUUUGAACGAAAAGCCACAGGAUCAGGGUUGUUACAGUAUAUCUUCUAGGAAACAUUAAUGUGUGUAUCAAAUGUUGAGCCAAUCCAUCCAACAGUUGAGACAUAUCACUCAAAACAACAAGCUAUUGGUGGCACUAGAAUAGAACCCAGGGGUCAUCAGAAUUCACCAUCUGGGUAACAUGAAUGUUUGCACCAAAUUUCAUGUCAUUUCUAUCAAUCCAUGUAAAUUAAUUGACUCUUCCUAAGUCCCACCCCUUUUUGCUCUGUGCUCCAAUAAAAGUUGAGCAAACUUCAGUCAGAACCUUAGUAAAUGUUCUCCUUUCCUGUACUUAGAUAUGCUAUGUGCUAGGCUAAUCUAUGUUGAAAAAACUAGUUAGCCUAAUGAUUGAUGUUGAUUUGCUUGCUAGUUAGCUAACAUUUUGCUAACAUUAGCUGACUCAAAAUGCGACAAUAUAUAUAUAUACACAGAUCAGCCACAACAUUAUGACUAGAUAGUCAUAAUGUUAGGUAGAUACCUAAUAUUGUGUAGGUCCCCCUUUUGCAGCUAAAACAGCCCUGACCUGGACAGGGGUCAGCAUGGGCACCCUGACUGGUCUACGGGCCAGCCUUCACUCCCCACUUUGCAUCAAUGAGCCAGUUCACCACUUCUCCUUCUUUUUGACCACUUUUGAAAGGUAAUGACCACUUGCAGACUGGGAACACCCCACAAGAGCUGCAGUUUUGGAGGCACUCUGAUCGAGUCCUCUAGCCAUCAAAGUCGCUCAGAUUUGUUUAGCUUCUAACACAUCAAAUUUUUACUUGCUGCUUAAUAUAUCCCACCCAUUGACAGGUGCCAUGAUCACAAGAUAUAUAUAUAUAUAUAUAUAUAUAUAUGUAUAUAUAUAUAUAUAUAAAGACAAAACUAAGUUUCAUAGAACAUUUGUUUAACUCACUUUAACAUGAAAGUAAGGUGAAUAAUAUAACUUUCUAAUAAACUCAGUUUUACUCUAAUUAGUUGAUGCAAAAAAUUAAUACACCACAACCACAACUACUAGAUCUAGUAUUUUGUAUGACCUCCAUGAUUUUUAAGGACAGCACCAAGUCUUCUAGGCAUGGAAUGAACAAGUUGGCAACAUAUUGCAACAUCUAUCUUUUUCCAUUCUUCAAGAACAACCUCUUUAAGAGCCUGGAUGCUGGAUGGAGAGGGAUGCUCAACUUGUCUCUUCAGAAUCCCCCAUAGGUGUUUGAUUGGGUUCAGAUCAGGAGACAUACUUGGCCCCUGAAUCACUUUCACCACGUUCUUCAGAAAUGCAAAAGUGGCCUUAUGUGUGUUUUGAAUCAUUGUCAUGUUGUAAGAAGUACACAACGACCAAGGGUCCAAAGUGAUUGAUGCAUCUUCUCUUUUAAUAUAGAGCAGUACAUCUGUGAAUUCAUGAUACUGUCAAUGAAAUGCAGCUCCCUGACACUCAUGCAGCCCCACAUAAGGACACUGCCACCACCAUGUGUCACUGUAGGCACCAUGCAUUUUUCUUUGUACUCCUCACCUUUGCGACGCCAUACAGUUUUGGAGCCAUUAGUUCCAAAAACAUUUAUCUUGGAUCUCAUCACUCCAGAGUAUAAAGUCCCAGUAGGCUUCAUCUUUUUCAGCAUGUGCCCUGGCAAAUCCUUGGCGGGCUUUUUUGCAUGGGCUUUAGGAGAGGCUUCUCAAGACACCCAAGCAUGCCAUUCCUCUGCAGGGGUACACUGUAUUAUGUCAUGGGAAACAGUCAUCCCAGUUUGGCUUUGUACUUUUUUACAGUGAACUUGAUACUUUUUGUAUCAUUUUUGCUACAGGGUUUACUCAUUUAUGCUAAGCAAUGUAUAUAUGUGUGUGUGUGUGUGUGUGUGUGUGUGUGUGUGUGUGUGUGUGAGACUUUUAUCUUUUCAAUCUUCAAAAUGUGGUUGUCUUUUCAACAUAGAUUAGCCAAGCAUGUAGCAUAUCCAAGUAUAAGAAAGGAGGAAGGUGACUGAGGUUCUGAUAAGGGGUGAGGCAAUUAAUGAGGUUUUUUCAAAGUAAUUAAGCUGGAUUAAAGUGACAUUGUCAUUGUGACAUUGCCAUCCCUGGAACCCCACAGCUAGUAUGGCUAAUACGUUUUGGAACCGAGUCUUUUCAAAAUUUCCACCCAUGUAUUUAUUAUGCUGCCUGAUAGCUAACUUAUUACUACCCGACACAUAUGAUGAAUUGUCAGAAUGAAUAAUAAUCAGUUGAUUUUUUUCUUGUUCUUGUUGUUGAAGCCCAACAACUAUGCCCAAUGCCUAAUGCCAAAAUGUUAACUGACAACCUCAAAGAAAUGGAAAUCAACUAGUUUGCCUUCAAACAAUUUUUUAUCUAUAAGGGGACAUUUGGUCCUUAAAAGUAUAGAAAUACAAGCACACACACAUAUAACACACUGACACUUACUUAAUCAAAGCCCAUAUAUUCUGCACUGUAUAAGAUACACACUAAUGAAACAAACAGUAAUUUACUUGAGAUGAAGAUUCAAUUGAAUCUACUAUGUGGGAGAUAGAAACACAGAACUGUAUAAAAUUAAUGUUUUGUCUGUUGCUUUUCUAAGUCUGUUUCUUUUUUGUUUUCAAGUGGAGUUUUAUGUGUGUUAUAAGAGGCCAUUUUUCUCAUUUAACGUAUCGACAAACCCUAUAGGGGGAUCCAGUUGUUAUUUUGUACCCAGUCAGAGUGAUUAUGGAUAUUUAAUUCUGUGAAGAGGCCAGCUGUCUGCUCCCUCUCUUCCUCCAUCGCCAACUGUCUUUCUGUCAAAAAGAAAAGCUUGUUUCUACACUACAGCAUCACUAAUCCAUUAAGAUACACAUUUUGACAUAUUAAAGAAAGUUGCUAUUGUAAAGUCUUUGGAAUAAGCUUUUUGGUGGAUUUUGUCUUUGUUUUGUCAUACAGUAAAACUACUGGUUGUCUGGAACAUAAGACAGUGUUCCAUGUUUCAUACAAAGAACUAAAAUACUUUUUUGUUUCCUAGUAUUCCUUCCCAUCUUCCUUUCCACUUGUGUUGAGAUGACUGAAAUUAUGUUUUAUUUUUCAUAUUUCUCUAAUCUGCAUUUCACUGCAAAGUCUUGCCAGGUUGUAAAGCUGCUAUGGGACAGCGAUGGGAGAGAAGAAACUUGUGUACAUUUAAACAAACGAGUGGAGAAAACAGCUGAUGUAUUUGUAAUUUGUACAUGAAUAAAUAGCUUUUUCUAUGAAUUCAUAUUACAGUGUACAUUAAACCCCUUGGUAAUAAACCACAUAUUGUAAUAUUUA